Messenger RNA from Cetraspora pellucida, 264 nucleotides. NCBI's taxonomy places the organism in Eukaryota, Fungi, Glomeromycota, Glomeromycetes, Diversisporales, Gigasporaceae. The record is from the annotation of a GenBank genome assembly.
CAAAAAAGAUUAGAAACUUACCAUGAUACAAAGCUUAACAAUAAUGUAUCUUAUGAUCUGGAUGUUGUUGAACCUAAAACAAUACAAAAAGCAUUAUUUGAGUCUAUUCUAAAAAUUGGAAAUAAUGAAAUUGUUGAAAAUGAAAAUUCUGGUGUAGAAUUUUUAUACAAAAUAUCUACUAAUUCCUUAAAAAGUGAACCUCAUGAACUUGCAAAAACAAUUGCCAAAAUAAUAGGAUCUGCCGAUGGAUACUAUUAUAUAUAA